AUGGAUCAAUCCAGAGGGAAAGGGAUCAGUAUUGCGAUCGAUAGGGGCGGCACGUUCACAGACUGCGUGGGCAAUCCUGGCACAGGACGCUUGGAAGAUGACAUUGUGAUCAAAUUGCUAUCCGAGGAUCCGAACAACUAUGAGGAUGCCCCUCUUGAAGGGAUACGACGUAUUCUAUCUAAAUUCACCGGCCGUGAAAUCCCACGAGGGGAAGCCAUCGAUACCUCGCUGAUCAGCAGUAUCCGCAUGGGGACGACUGUCGCCACAAACGCCCUGCUCGAGCGCAAAGGGGAAAAGAUUGCUCUUGUAGUCAGCAAGGGCUUCCGUGACUGCCUGCAGAUUGGAAACCAGUCCCGUCCCCGCAUAUUUGACCUUGCCAUCAAGCGGCCCGACGUGCUGUACGAAGAAGUAGUGGAGGUAGAUGAGCGGGUCACUCUGGAAGAUUAUGCAGAGGAUCCACAACGCAUUGUAACGGCCACGGCUCCACGAGACCAGUCCCAACCUGAUGCGCAGCUUUUGCAGCAGGUAUACGAUCGUGGCAUUCGGAGUAUAGCAGUAUGUCUCAUGCAUGGAUAUACAUUUCCCGACCACGAGGCAUUAGUAGGCCGCCUGGCCACAGAGAUUGGCUUCCACCAUGUGAGCCUGAGCCACCAGCUCAUGCCGAUGAUCAAGCUCGUCCCACGGGCCACUUCAGCCUGCGCGGAUGCAUACUUGACCCCGACUAUCAAGAGGUAUAUUUCAGGGUUCCAAGCUGGCUUCAACAGUGGCCUUGGAAGCGAGAGUGUUAAAUCUGAGAAGGGCUCUCGAGGCGCACGUUGCGAGUUCAUGCAAUCGGAUGGCGGUUUGGUCGACGUCGACCAAUUUUCAGGUCUGCGAGCUAUCCUCUCUGGGCCAGCUGGUGGAGUGGUCGGAUAUGCAUUGACUUCAUACGACCCUGAAUCCAAAAUUCCAGUCAUAGGGUUUGAUAUGGGUGGAACCAGCACGGAUGUAAGCCGUUAUGGGUCCGGCCGCUACGAGCAUGUCUUUGAGACCACCACGGCUGGAGUCACCAUUCAAUCCCCUCAACUGGACAUCAACACGGUAGCCGCCGGCGGUGGCUCCAGGCUAUUCUUCCGCAACGGGCUCUUCGUUGUUGGGCCCGAGUCAGCAGGAGCCCAUCCGGGACCUGCAUGUUACCGCAAGGAUGGCCCAUUAACCGUCACUGAUGCCAACUUGUUCCUCGGUAGACUAGUCCCUGACUUCUUCCCCAAGAUCUUUGGUCCGCAAGAGAACCAAGGCUUGGACGAAGAGACCAGUCAUCGUCUGUUCGAGAAAUUGACCCAGGAAAUCAAUCAAGAGUUAGCUCAAGGGGAGCAGAACAAAGAAAUGACGCCUGACGAGGUUGCAUUCGGGUUUAUCAAGGUUGCCAACGAGACGAUGACUCGACCCAUUCGGUCCCUAACCGAAGCUAAGGGGCAUGAUACCUCGAAGCAUAGGCUGGCGACCUUUGGGGGUGCCGGUGGACAGCAUGCAGUAGCCAUCGCUGAAAGUCUGGGCAUACGGCAAAUCCUGAUUCAUCGGUAUUCAUCCGUGCUUUCUGCAUACGGAAUGGCGCUUGCCGAUGUGGUUGAUGAAACCCAGGAGCCAGAAUCCAAAAUCUGGAGUGAUAAGCCAGAAGUGCGCCAGGAGCUUGCACGGAGACUAGACGAGCUGAAGAAGAGAUCUACAAAAAGGCUACAAGAUCAAGGCUUCAAUCACGAAUCCAUUGUCUUCGAAGAAUACCUGAACAUGCGAUACCGUGGCACGGAAUCAGCCCUUAUGAUCCUGAAGCCUAGCAAAGAAGAUGCAAGUGUCGCCUUUGAUGGUGAUGAGUGGGCCUUUGGCAAAGCAUUUAUACAACAGCAUGAGCAAGAAUUUGGGUUCACCUUGCCUGACCGUGACAUAAUCGUGGAUGAUGUGCGUGUGAGAGGCAUUGGAAAGAGCUUCGAGGCGUCUGAGAAGACGGUCGAUCAACAGCUGCAGGAGUCGACACCCAAGGAUGUGGUUGGCCGAGAAUAUCGAACAUCCCAGGUGUACUUUGAAGGCGGGCGACGCGAAACACCCAUCUACAAACUCGACGACUUGCAGAUCAACGAUCGUGUGAAAGGGCCGGCGAUUCUUGCCGAUGAGACUCAAACCAUCGUGGUGACCCCAGGGGCCUCCGCACUCCUGACGAAGACUCACGUCGUUAUCAAUAUCGGAGAUUCUGAUGCGAGUGGCCCCCAUAUCAGCACUGAGACGGUAGAUCCAAUUCUACUCAGCGUCUUUUCGCACCGUUUCAUGGCCAUUGCAGAACAAAUGGGCCGCGCGCUACAGAAGACAAGCGUAAGUACCAACGUCAAGGAGCGGCUCGAUUACUCGUGCGCACUGUUCGAUCCGGACGGCGGGCUGGUUGCAAACGCACCACAUCUCCCAGUUCAUCUGGGCAGCAUGUCGACCUGCGUACGGAUACAAGCUCAGCUCUGGCAUGGCAAACUCAAGCCGGGCGAUGUCAUUGUCUCGAACCACCCUGAGUUUGGUGGCACACAUCUCCCGGAUAUCACGGUCAUCCAGCCUGCUUUUAGCCAGGGCAAGAUCAUCUUCUAUGUUGCCUCAAGAGCACAUCAUGCUGAUAUCGGCGGUAUCCUGCCCGGAUCGAUGCCACCCCACUCGAAAGAACUAUACCAAGAAGGUGCUGCCAUCAAGAGUGAGAAGCUGGUCUCGGAAGGCAAGUUCAACGAGCAGCGAAUCACUGAGUUAUUGUACAAAGAGCCGGCCCAGUACCCCAAUUGCAGUGGAACUCGCUGUCUUGCGGACAACUUGAACGAUCUCAAGGCUCAGAUUGCCGCCAAUAAGAAAGGAAUCAACCUCAUCAAUGCCUUGAUCGAGGAAUACGGCGAAGAAGUGGUACUCUUCUACAUGAAUCAGAUUCAAGAUAAUGCAGAGCUCAGUGUACGCAACCUUCUGAAAGAAGUUAGCCAGAAAUUCGCAGGCCGUAAUCUCAGCGCUAUUGACUACAUGGACGACGGGACACCGAUUCAACUGAAGAUCUCGAUUGAUGCAGAGAAAGGUGAAGCGGUGUUUGAUUUUGAGGGAACCGGCCCAGAGGUGUAUGGCAAUAUCAAUGCACCCGAAGCAGUCACCUACUCAGCAAUUAUUUACUGUCUGCGAUGUUUGAUUUCCGCCGAUAUUCCUCUGAAUCAGGGCUGCUUGAAGCCAAUUAACGUUCGUAUACCGCCGAGGAGUCUGUUGUCGCCAUCCGAGUCUGCAGCGGUCGUAGGAGGGAACGUAAUGACGGCUUGUGCUGCUUCGCAGGGAGACACCAAUAACCUAACCUUCGGGUUUGGGGGCAAUCUACAAGGAGAGACGGAGACCAAAGGCUUUGGUUACUAUGAAACCAUCGCCGGUGGGAGCGGAGCGGGCCCAGACUGGGAGGGUACUUCAGGAGUGCACACUCAUAUGACCAACACACGAAUCACCGACGCGGAGGUUUUCGAACGGCGAUAUCCCGUUUUACUUCGAGAGUUCAGUCUCCGACCCAAUUCUGGGGGCGCCGGUCAGCACCGUGGCGGAGAUGGUGUCAUUCGGGAUAUCGAAUUCCGCAUUCCCGUACAGGUCUCUAUCCUCUCCGAGCGUCGAGUCUACCACCCUUACGGUCUGGAGGGAGGCGAGGAUGCCCAAUGUGGUCAGAACCUUUGGGUGCGUCGAGUCCAGAAAACCGACGGAAGCUGGGAGGAGCGACAUAUCAGCCUAGGAGGGAAGAACUCGGUCCAAAUGCAAUCUGGUGAGCGAAUCAUCAUCCGUACGCCCGGUGGAGGAGGAUGGGGCCCAGUUGGGAACCAGCAACAGCUUGUUCACGAAAUAGAUGCCCGUCAUGCCUGGCGAGGCGGCUCCCUUGCCACCCGCCUGGCAACGCAAGAAGCGAGCAUGUGA
Messenger RNA from Penicillium daleae, 3930 nucleotides. RefSeq lists its product as uncharacterized. The transcript has 6 exons. The coding region runs from base 1 to 3930 and encodes 1309 amino acids. Gene Ontology annotation, biological process: glutathione metabolic process. Gene Ontology annotation, cellular component: cytosol. Gene Ontology annotation, molecular function: 5-oxoprolinase (ATP-hydrolyzing) activity. Lineage: Eukaryota; Fungi; Ascomycota; Eurotiomycetes; Eurotiales; Aspergillaceae. The record is from RefSeq and is a predicted model, not a curated record.